UUAAAGGUAAACAACACGCACGAAAACAACGUGGGUAAAGAAGUUGAAAGAUUCUAGAUAUGCGAUUGCAAAGUUUGAUUCUAAGAGAAAUCGGUAGUGAUUAAUUUUUUUUUUCUGUUUGUCUUUGGUAAACAUUGUUUGAAGAUCAACAUGGAAAGUGUUCAAGAUGAACAGUUGAAUAAUUCUGUUAAGAGAUCUUUAUCAGAAUCUGUUACUGAUGAGGAGAAAUCAUUACCCAAGAAGAAACGUCUUUCUGAUGAAGAAGAAACCUCUAAGGAUAUAGAUUCUGCCUCUAAUGUAAAUGGAAUAUCACCUUCAAAGCAAGACAAAUUCGAUAAGGAAGAACAUCCUAAAGAUACACAUCCUUUCAAUGAUGAAGAAGAAACAUCACCUUCAAAGCAAGACAAAUUCGAUAAGGAAGAACAUCCGAAAGAUACACAUCCUUUCAAUGAUGAAGAAGAAACAUCACCUUCAAAGCAAGACAAAUUCGAUAAGGAAGAACAUCCGAAAGAUACACAUCCUUUCAAUGAUGAAGAAGAAACAUCACCUCAGAAAGAACAUGAAUCUAAUGAAAAUGAAUUUUCUGAAGAUGCAGAUUUUACUUCUGGUGAAAACAAAACAUUAACCAUAAAAAAGCCCCAAUCUGAUAAAGGAGAGUUGCCUGAGAAUGCUGCUUCAGACUCUGAUGGUGAUGUGUCUUCAAUUGAAGACAACAUUUCUUCAGAGGAUGAGGAUGAAUUACAGGAUGAAGAUGUAUCAACAGCUGCAGAUCUUUUUGCAAAGCAUGUAGAGUAUGAAAAUAAAUUCAAACCAAAUGAAUUUAAACAUGGGUCAAACCCUCAGCCUUGUUCAUUUCCUAAUAUUCCUGACAUCAUUUAUGUAAAGCCUGAUGGCAGUAACGUGGAUGAACCUUUGGCUAAUUUACGAGAUUUUUCACAGUUUGGGCUUAAAAAGAAUUUGUUAGAAGGUUUGCAAAAGUCUUCUAAAAAGUUAUCACCAUUUCAGAUAGAUUUUUACAACAUUUUGGCUGACUAUCGAGAUCUCAUAUUUAUGCGAAGAACUCCCACAAAAGGUGAAGAAAUGCAGAAAGUUUAUACAUUGCACAUAUUAAAUCAUAUUUUGAAAUCCAGAGCCAAAAUAGUUCACCAUAAUUCAAAAUUAUCUAAAAAUCCUGAUGAAGAAUACAGGGAUCAGGGCUUUGUCCGCCCUACUGUAGUAAUACUUGCACCCUUUCGCCAUGACUGUUUUCAAAUUGUCAAACACAUAGAAUCUUUACUUCCAGAAUGUGUGAUGAUGAAUAAAAAGCGUUUUAUUACAGAAUAUGGACCUCCACCACAAAAGAAAAAAUUAAAAAAGAAACCUCAGGACUAUGAAGAAACAUUUAAAGGAAAUACUGAUGACGAUUUUAAAAUAGGACUGCGCAUUCAAAACAAAUCUGUCACUUUAUAUUCUGAGUUCUAUUCAUCUGACUUGAUCAUUACAUCUCCUCUGGGUUUAAUACGAAUUGCUGGUGAUAAGAAAGACAAAGAUGUUGACUACCUUUCUUCUAUUGAAAUCUUAAUAAUCGACAGGGCAAAUGUUCUCUAUCAACAAAAUUUAGUGAACCUGCUGAAUAUCGUACAAGAUUUCAACCAUUUGCCAAAAGAGUCGCAUGACUGUAAUUUUUUUAGAGUAAGAAUGUAUGCUUUGGAUGGAAAUGCUAAAUAUUUCAGACAGACUGUCCUCAUCAGCUCUGUAGAACAGAGAUUUUAUGAAAGUGCAAUUUUUCGCAAUUACUGCUUCAAUUAUAAAGGAUAUUUGUCUACAUUCACUCAGGUUAAGACACCUGGAAUCAAUAAAAUAUUCGACACUGUGAGAGUGUGUUUCAAAUUAUUCGACACUACAGACCCUGUAAGUGAAAUUGAUGACAGAUUUGAAUUUUUUACAAAGAAAGUCUUACCAGAAUUCAAAGAAAAGGAAUUUGUACAAACUCUUAUUUACAUCCCAAGUUAUUUUGAUUUUGUGAGGCUCAGGAACUUUUUCCGUGAAAAUGAACUUAGUGCCGUGAUGGUCUGCGAACAUUCCAAACCUGGAAAGGUUGCUCAGGCACGAAAUUAUUUCUUCAAUGGUUGGAGACACUUCAUGUUAUACACUGAACGAGCUCAUUUCUAUAAUCGGUAUAACAUCAAGGGUGUACAACACAUACUUUUUUACCAACCACCCACAAAUCCAAGGUUUUUCCAAGAUGUGAACUUUUAUUUCUUGGAUUCAAAUCCAAAACGAAAAGGUGAACAAAAGACUUGUACAAUCGUUGCUUCUAAAAAUGAUUUCAUCCCUUUAAAAAACAUAGUUGGACUUAGUGAAGCUAAGAAAAUGCUUGAUUCAGAUCAAAAGAUUUUUAUUCGAUAUGUUGAAGAACAGAAAAAAAUAUUAUAAUAAAAUAUUAUUUAAUU
Messenger RNA from Argiope bruennichi, 2432 nucleotides. RefSeq names its product U3 small nucleolar RNA-associated protein 25 homolog. The record is from RefSeq and is a predicted model, not a curated record. Gene Ontology annotation, biological process: maturation of SSU-rRNA from tricistronic rRNA transcript (SSU-rRNA, 5.8S rRNA, LSU-rRNA). The coding region runs from base 151 to 2415 and encodes 754 amino acids. Gene Ontology annotation, cellular component: nucleolus; small-subunit processome. NCBI's taxonomy places the organism in Eukaryota, Metazoa, Arthropoda, Arachnida, Araneae, Araneidae. Gene Ontology annotation, molecular function: U3 snoRNA binding; rRNA binding. The transcript has 4 exons.